Messenger RNA from Malania oleifera, 1093 nucleotides. RefSeq names its product vacuolar protein sorting-associated protein 2 homolog 2. Gene Ontology annotation, biological process: late endosome to vacuole transport; protein transport; endosome transport via multivesicular body sorting pathway. The transcript is spliced from 11 exons. Gene Ontology annotation, cellular component: ESCRT III complex; multivesicular body. The record is from RefSeq and is a predicted model, not a curated record. Bases 276 to 926 code for a protein of 216 amino acids. Lineage: Eukaryota; Viridiplantae; Streptophyta; Magnoliopsida; Santalales; Ximeniaceae.
CCGACACAGAUAGUGUCCAACAGGUGAUCCGAGCCCUUCUUUUGACUAAAAAAGGAGAACAUGGGGGCCUUUUAGUAAAUUAAGAAAAUGUAACGGCUACUUUGGGACGCUCUUCCAGGACCCACCUGCGACAGAUACUCUUACUUCCCCAAAGACGAGAGCUCAGAACAAAGUGAGAGUUACAGUCGCAGUCCACGGCCGCUGCCUUCGUCAUCCUGCCGGUGCUUCAACCCGUCGUCUCGAUCUCUUCCAUCAGCUACUGUCCGAAGAUCAGUAUGAACAUCUUCAGGAAGAAGACUUCACCCAAAGAUGCUCUGCGUGCAAGCAAAAGAGAAAUGUCAAUUGCGACCCGAGGGAUCGAACGUGAGAUUGCUUCUCUUCAACUGGAGGAGAAGAAAUUAGUGGCAGAGAUAAAGAAAACAGCUAAAACUGGGAAUGAGGCUGCUACCAGAAUCUUGGCUCGUCAACUUGUUCGUCUACGGCAACAAAUAACUAAUUUGCAGGGAAGUCGUGCCCAAAUCAGGGGCGUAGCAACUCACACACAGGCAAUGUAUGCCAGCACUUCAAUUUCUACUGGGAUGAAAGGUGCAACUAAAGCAAUGGUGGCCAUGAACAGGCAAAUGGCCCCUUCCAAACAAGCUAAAGUGAUCAAAGAAUUCCAAAAGCAGUCAUCACAAAUGGACAUGACGAUUGAGAUGAUGUCAGAGUCUAUUGAUGAGACAUUAGAUAAAGAUGAGGCUGAAGAGGAAACUGAGGAACUCACUAAUCAGGUGCUAGAUGAGAUUGGUGUGGAUAUUGCAUCACAGUUAUCUUCAGCUCCAAAAGGGCGGAUUUCUUCAAAGAAGGUUGAAAAUGUUGUUACUAGUUCUAAAUCUUCCGAUGUUGAAGAUCUUGAAAAGAGGCUGGCAUCUCUCCGACGCAUUUGAGCUGAGAAGCGCAGCAGUUGACAGUUGUCUUUCAUUAAAUUUAGUUUUCUUUUAAAUUUUUAGCAGUAUAAAAAUACAAUGAAUGUGAAUUAUUGUUUAUAAAGUUAAUUUCCAAAAUAUAAAUUAUUUUUCAAUGUCAUAAUUUCCAGAUACUUGCCUAUUUAAAA